AUGUCUAAAGAUAGUACAAACAACUUGAUCUUCAGAAAUUUCUUAACAUCCGACUAUCCGUCCACCAAGGCGACAGCGUUUACGCCAGAUAUCAUCCCGCACUACGGGAACAGACUUAAACGGCAUCUGUUGAUCAAAGAAUAUCCCCAAUUUAUUAGUCUUCCUGUCCAACCAAAUGAAACAAACUACGUCUACAUUCGCGGAAAAUCAACCAGCGAUGUCGAACCGGGAGCUAAAACUGCAGUUGUUCUCCGUGCCGCACCAAGCGAGCUCAUUCUAUGGCCUCAAGUAUGGAACAAAGUGAAGCCAACUGGCCCUGGACCAUUGGUUGUCAAGUCUUCCGCUCCGGACGAAGUCGUCGCGUGUGUCACACCUUUCAGACUCAAGCCGCCCAAUAUGGGUGGUGUCAAUUAUGCCCUGAUUGCUACCCAGUCCCUACUCAACAUUCUUCCUCCUCCUCCAGAAGCACGUUUGAGGGACACGUUGCCGCAUCCUCCUGCAGAUGCAAAGAAUUGGAAGGAGUUCGCCGACUUCUUGAACAAUGACACUUCGACUGUUUAUUACAAUGUCGUUGUCGCUGAUCCCAAAGCCCCCAUUAUUAGUGUCUCUACACGUCUUCGGGUAUUCGACGACGGUACGGAGCCACUCAAGUUCCAUAUCGGCAUUGAGAACUCAAUAAUGCCAGAGGGUACAUUGUUCUCUUUAUCAUCUGCAACCGGUACUAUCUACAUGGUCAAGUCCCGGCUCGUUGACCAUGCUGGAAUCCACGUUGACUUGGAGCCUGGAUUUGACGACAUUAUCACACUCAACAUAUUUCCAGGGCCCAAAGAAAUCAUUGAUACAUUUGCCUGGGUCUCUCUCCAAAUCAGCAUUAUUCAACCCCCUUCAGAAAGUGCUAGGUCCAUCCCAGUUGAAAACACCCUUUUAUUGGGCGCUCUGAACGUUGUUUUCCAUGACGAAGCUACCACCAACUUUUGCCACGCAAGUCAUGCGUCUAACCAACUCAAGACAUAUUUCAACACGGCAAAUGCAGAAUCUACAGCUACAGCUACGGCCGCACAAGGGGAAUCUGUGACUACCCAGAAUGCCAGUCCAUCAUCAUUUGAUGCAACUGGAUGGUGGUUCCGUAAUAAUUUAGGUGAUACAAAGCACUUUCCACGACCCGCUGGCUUCCAGUGUGGUUCACCCGAUAUUCAACCUAUAGGAAUACGAAUUAGACCUGAUGUCCAGACAAUCCUGGGUGGGUCGAAUGCGGGUACAGAUUGGUCAGCCGCGAAUCAAAUCCAGCUUCAUCAGGGAGAACCCAACUUUAUUUACCUUCGCGGGAAUUGCACUACAGGCUCCGAUUAUACUGUUCAAGCGAGACUCUUCUGUAUUCCGAGCAAAGUGGCCCUUUCUCCGUAUCUUUAUCCGAACUAUCCAGUGCUCGACCCCGAAAGCCACGACAAACCCGUAGCCGCCUAUCGGACAAUCACAUCGACAUCUAACAAUAGCUUUAAUGUGCUAGACACACCUUUCGACAUUUUAAACCCACAACCUUUGGAGUAUGAGGAUCACCACUGUCUAGUUGCUGAGGUUCGCCAUAUUAGCGACAGUGUGCCUGACCCAGAUUGGCCACAUGAGGAUGUUUCGUCUUUCGACUCAGCCACUGCACUUGGAGAGUGGUUACGUUAUACUCCCACCGUUUGCUGGAGGAAUAUCGGUUUUAUUCCUGGCGGCGGUGCACAAGUUAUUUUGACCACUGGUGUUGAGAUCCCAGAUAAAUUUUCCCCCACCAAGCAGUGGGUAUUGGAAGCUGAGGCUCACAAUGCACCCAUUGGCUCUUCUUGGCUGCUACACACAAUACCGUUUCAGGGAUACCCAACACUCGAAAAACCUAUUGGCUUUGAGCUUUCAACAAUCACUAACCCCAAUAUGACUCAAGGAUGUGGUUUUAGUGGCCUCCCCCCAGGCGGUUAUAAAUUCUGGGCAAUUCUAGAAUGGUAUUCUAACAACACACAGCAUCCAGGUGACAUGAGCCUUCACUUACAUCUUCACUCGGCGACGUCUACUGCAGGACCAAACUUAAUCGAAACUGCCCAUAAGAUCCUUCCUAAAGAGGCAGAAAAUUGGCCGUGGUCUGUUGGCAUUCAUCAUCCGGGAGUGGAGAACAAAGGCGACCAAAAGAAGACACACAUCGGAUAUCUUGGCCCUCGUUACAAAAACGCUGGACUCAAUCCGAGCAUUUUGAUUGGACCCACUCCAAUCUACACUUAUGGCACGGAUACUUGGAUUUAG
Messenger RNA from Psilocybe cubensis, 2277 nucleotides. RefSeq lists its product as uncharacterized. NCBI's taxonomy places the organism in Eukaryota, Fungi, Basidiomycota, Agaricomycetes, Agaricales, Agrocybaceae. The record is from RefSeq and is a predicted model, not a curated record. Bases 1 to 2277 code for a protein of 758 amino acids. The transcript is spliced from 11 exons.